GGCGGGCCGCCGCCGGCGCAGCGGGCCGGGUAGGUCUGUGGGCCGGGCGGGCCUCUCGGCGCACCAUCUGGGAAGGCCGGGUCUGCGAGCCCGGCGCGCCCUUCUCCGUAGCUUCGGGAAGAGCCCGGCUCCGCGGCCCGGUAUGGCGGGCGGGCGCCGCGGCCCGCUGUUCGCGGCGCUCCUGGCCGCCUGGAUCGUGGCGGUGGCGGAGGCGGAGGCCGACCUGGAGCAGGCCGCGCGGCCGCCGGAGCGGAGCCUGGUGCGGCCCAUGACAGCUUCCAACUGGACGCUGGUGAUGGAGGGCGAAUGGAUGCUGAAAUUUUAUGCCCCUUGGUGUCCAUCCUGUCAGCAGACUGAUUCAGAAUGGGAGACAUUUGCAAAGAAUGGUGAAAUACUUCAGAUCAGUGUGGGGAAAGUAGAUGUCAUUCAAGAACCAGGUUUGAGUGGCCGCUUCUUUGUCACUACCCUCCCAGCAUUUUUCCAUGCAAAAGAUGGGAUAUUCCGCCGUUACCGUGGCCCAGGAGUCUACGAAGACUUGCAGAACUAUAUCUUAGAGAAGAAGUGGCAAUCUGUUGAGCCUCUGACUGGCUGGAAAUCCCCAGCUUCUCUAACGAUGUCUGGAAUGGCUGGUCUUUUUAGCAUCUCUGGCAAGAUAUGGCAUCUUCACAACUAUUUCACAGUGACCCUUGGAGUUCCUGCUUGGUGUUCUUACUUCUUCUUUGUGAUAGCCACCUUGAUUUUUGGCCUUCUCAUGGGUCUGGUCUUGGUAGUAAUAUCUGAAUGUUUCUACUUGCCACUUCCAAGGAAUUUAUCUGAACAUUCUGAGCAGAAUCUCAGGUCAGAGGAGGUUCAUUUAACUGAACAGUUGCAGGAUGUAGAGGAGGAAAAGGAUGAUUCAAAUGAAGAAGAGAACAAGGACAGCCUUGUAGAUGACGAGGAUGAGAAAGAGGACCUUGGUUAUGAGGAGGAAGCAGAGGAGGAAGAGGAGGACGGCCCGGCUGCUGGCGGGGACGAGGAGAAGAGUGAUGCCCGGGACCCGGAGCCCCCGAGGGAGGCCCGGGAGGACGAGGGGUCCAGUGAGGUUGGAGAUGACAGCCUGGAGCAGCCCCUCCCGGCUGGCACAGAGGCGCUGGGAGACUCAUUGAGACAGCGCAGAAGUCAGCAUGCUGACAAGGGACCGUCAGCCUGAGACUGGAAUACAGACCAAAAGAAUAUGUUAACUUCCCCUUUUGUCUGCAGUUUAAACCAAAUUCUUAUUUUCUUUUUGAAUGAGCAAGCUUCUCUUAAACAAUAAUCCUUAGCCAUUUAGUCUCAUGGCAUUAAGCCUCGUGUAUAUUAGGGAGAAUCUUUCAGGCAUGACAAUCAGGAUACAGAAAAGUAAACGUGGUGCUGGGGUCUGUUUGGGGCCGGGGGUGAGCACACGUUUACUCGGGGCUACAGAGCUCUGACCAGAGAACGCGGUCCCCAGCGUCAGGAGCACUGUCACGGGCACAGACAGGGCUGCAGGCCCUUACCGUGAGAGCAGGGCAAGCUGAGCACCCUGAGUGUAGCAGCCAUCUUGGUUCCUCUUGUUUGAGUAUUGAUUUUUGUCAAACUGUAAGAAACAUCAGGCCAUCAGGCACCAUAUAAAGGGGUACUUUUUAGAGAUAGAAGUUGAGAGGGCCUUGGAGAUUAUUGUAGAAAAAAGCUUGGAAAUGUUUCUAACUCUGAACCUCCCUUCUUGUGUUUUAUUUCUUACCUUUAACAUUUCCAGUUUUCCCACCGUGGGCCUGUGGGCUCCCCACCCUCUGAACAAUACUUCUUCAGUGAGAGGACUCGGGCAGCAGUCAGCUCAAUAUUAGCUGUAUUUAUUUUGCCUUAAGGGUUUAGAUAAUCAAGCAGUACAGCCCAUGAAGCCAUGACUGCCAACCAUCUCAAACAAAAUGUUGUAACCUUCAGAGAUUCAAAAUGAAGUAGCAGUUUUACAGGAGAGAUUUUGGUUGUUUUUAGCCAAAAUGUGGUCUUUUUAAAUUUUUUUCCAAAAGCUCCUUUAGCAAUAUUCUUUGAAGCCAGAAAUCUCCUAUGUCUUGCCAGUACAAGGUAAUCUUAUGAUGAAACCUUGAAUACUGUGUUGUUUUGUUUCCAUUUCAAGGGCUUCCCUGGCUCUUGAACCAGUUUAAUAAUAACUGAAAAAACAUUUCUGAUUUUACUUCACUGAUAUGCUUUUGAUGAAAGAACUAAUGAAAUUGUGUAUCUGAAAAUGAAAGGUUUGAUUUCGUUUCCUUCUUCCUUAAUCUUGUAAAGAAUUUUAUUUCUAUACAUCUCAAUAUUUAGUCUGCUAAAAGUACCCAGGGGGCCCAAUGUCCUUUAGAAAAUCCAUCCAUCUAUCUGAUUUAUGCCUUAGAAUAAAUUCAUAAUAUUAGAUUCCAAGCUUAUGAAAGGUGUCUAAAGUUUAUUGUACACCCCUUGAGUCCAGAUGGAAUAAUAAGUAGUACAGGUUUAUGGAAUUAAAAAAGCUUCUGUCAUUUUUUUCUUUUUAAUUUAUUUUUUAUUGAAGGAUAAUUGCUUUACAGAAAUUUGUUGUUUUCUAUCAAACCUCAACAUGAAUCAGCCAUGGGUAUACAUAUAUCCCCUCUCUUUUGAACCUCCCUCCCAUCUCCCUGCCCAUCCUACCCCUCUAGGUUGAUUCAGAGCCCCUGUUUGAGUUUCCUGAGCUAGUUUACAUAUGGUAAUGUAAGUCUCCAUGUUACUCUGUAAUCUUUAAGAAGAAAUAUGCAGUACACUCCUAUCUGCUGUUUAGAUAACCCUUACCUUGUAUUAACUUUGAACAUGGGCUUACUGGAGGAGGGGGAGGUUCUGAAACUCUGCCCUGAUGUGGAUGAAUGAGCCUAUUGCAAGCCUCACACAAAGGGAGUUUUUAUUCUGACAGAAUACAGUUUUUAGAGUUGGUUAUUUUUCAUCUUUCCCACUUAGUCACCUGAUAGUCUCAUCCCCCAGUGUGAUGACAUUAAGAGUUGCCGAUAAUUUUUGUCUUUAGACAGCAACACAAUCUCAAGUUUGAGGCCAUCACAGAACUGACAGGCUGGGAAAACCUUGACUUGUGCUUACUUCUUGCCUGACCACCAUUUGGGGCUCUGACACCUCAUCCAAAGCCCCAGUUCCAAUGGUACCUCCAGGGAGGCAGCUCCAUCUCCCUGAUACCAGGAAGCCUUUCUGGAGCAGAGACAAGCUGAACCUGCCCUCCUGGCACUGGAUUCUGUUUCUUUUCUAAUCAGCUGAAACAAAAUUUUCAAAGAUAAUUGAAUUCAAGUUCAAUAGUAUGGAAUAAGAAAGGCUUCAUAGUUUGGCUUUUCUGUUUGAUACUUCCCCCCAACCCCCCGCCCCCAUAUUGAAAUAAUUCUUUUUCUGUCAGUGAAGUAUUUUACUAAAGGGGAUGGAAUGAAGAAAUAAAAUCUACUUUGGCUUUUUAUAAAUGUAAGGCCAAUUUCCAGUUAGACUUCUGAUAGUAUUUAAUUAUAUAAUAAGAAAAAUGUAUUUUCUUUCUGAACAAUACUUAAAAAAAAUAGAGGAAGAGGAGAAAACAGUUUGGAGAUGUGGAUUCAUUAAAAGUUGAAGUAUUUGCUAUGGGGACUGUUUUUACAUUUUUUGUUUUUGUUUUUUUAAUAUUCUGAUGAGAGAUGUACACAAUCGAAUUGAAUUUCCUUCUACUUGCAACUUUUAGGUUCAUUUUAAGUUCUUCCUGAAUAUAAAACUAAAGGAAAAUAUCAACCCCAAAUAAUUUAAAAUUAGAUUAACAUUUCAAUAGGAAUUGAUAGAUUUUUCCUGUAGGUAAUAAGUAGUCCUUAAUCCAGAAGUCAAGUGCAUAGAAAUAUGAUUUUUAUUCAAAAAAUAAAUUAUCAUACCUCCCUGUAUUGCAAUAUCAGUUACUUAGUUAUAGAGUAUCAAAGUUAGGUAAAUUAAAUGAACUGUUCAUUUGGGAAUGGGUGCAGUGCCUUCUGUGUGAGAAGUGAGAGUAGAAUGCCUGUUCACUGGUUAGAGGGAAAGUUUGAAACCUCCAGUUACUGUUUCCUUGAUUUCUUCCUUUUAUUAUUUAUCUCUUGGCGAACAACCCCAGCUUGCUUAGAGUUCUCAUUCUGAAGCAACAUAUAGGCAGUCUACUUCUUUCUUUCCCAUUAAACUGUAAGUGUGAAUGGAUGAGAAGCUGGUUCAUUCAACUCACAUGGCUUGAACCCAUGAGUACAAACCCGCCGCUUUAUCUUGGCACAAGAUCCCAGUUAGCCACAAGCCUCUCUGAUUACAAGAAGAAAUCCAAAAUUACUACUGUGAUAAAAAGCAAGCAAGCUUUGGUCAGGCUGACUCUGAUGGUGGAGAAUGCCAAAUUUUGACUCUUAUGGCCCAAAUCCUUGUUGAUAGCUGUGGUAUUUCUAUAAGAUUUGUGUAUGUGUGAUUUGGGUAGAUGAUAGAAGUGUUUUUUAAGGCAAGUACUUGGCAUGUGACUUAUUACCAAGUCCUUUAAGAGUGGAGCCUGAUUUACAGAAUGAGAAACAUUAAAGAGUCCAAAGAAGAGUUGAAAUGAUAAGACGUACCUGAGCUUUUAGCCUAAAACCUUAAAUUGGCAUGAAGUAAGAAAAGGAAGGGAAGACUGGUGCUUUUUUUAAUGUGUAUCAGUAGUUUCAUUAUGUCCUUUAUCUCAGUGUUAAAGUAUUAUUUCUGCCAGUCUUAUAAAUGUGUGGUUCACCCAUCCUUUCAAAUAAUAACAUUUGGGAAAAUGGUGAUGUAAAUCUUCUGUGCCAAUAGAAAAGUUCCUUCUUGUUCAGUAUCUGUUUCUAUCAGUCUACAUUAUGAUCCCCUUUAGAAGAUUAUAGCUUAUCUUGAAAACCAAAAGUGGAGUCAAGUCAGAUCGAUCUGGAUGGGGCAGCUUUUUGAGCAUCUUUCCUGAGCCAGGAGGUUUGCUUGAAAGGCCUUUGAUAGUUUCAGAUCAGGACACAUGGCCUUCAGAUGGCUUAUUCUCAGUGAAGCUUCUUGUGAACUGUGAUAUUGUAUAUAUGUGACUCAAACAACUUUAACAUGUUUCUGGUGUAUUUUAAUCAUAAUUGUUACUAAACAGUGCAAAUGUAGCUUCUUCAUGCAAAUGUAGCUUUAUACUAAAAAUACUAUUUAUUUGUAUUGCAAUCCAUUAUAAAUUUGUUAUUUAUA
Messenger RNA from Bubalus bubalis (water buffalo), 5175 nucleotides. It is a transcript of the gene TMX4, whose product is annotated as thioredoxin related transmembrane protein 4. Bases 143 to 1189 code for a protein of 348 amino acids. The transcript is spliced from 8 exons. NCBI's taxonomy places the organism in Eukaryota, Metazoa, Chordata, Mammalia, Artiodactyla, Bovidae. The record is from RefSeq and is a predicted model, not a curated record.